ACCGGUUAACUGUUACCGGAGACUCUCAUCACACACACGGCAGCGCUGUAUGGUCAAACACCACAACAAUUAUUCUCCUGGACGGCUUCAUGAUUAAGCUACAAUCUUCAAUGAGUAAGCAUAUUCCACAGUUCUGUGGUGUUUUGGGUCACACAUUUAUGGAGUUUCUGAAGGGCAGUGGGGAUUACUGCCAGGCUCAGCACGGCGUUUAUGCAGAGAAGUGAACGGCUAGCCUCGCUACCUCAUCAGAAGAGAGACUUGUGUUACAGUUUUAACGUUGGCGGGUUCAGGCUUGGAGAGCAGGCGUCCACAUCGGUCGGCGGUCCUGGAUGGGGUAAAAAAAAUCUCUUGAAGUGCACUGCCCUCGUCGGCCCUUCGUCUUCACUCUCACCAGAGGACCAGCCUCCUUUUUUCUUUUCUUUUGUGAUUGAUUUUUUUCCACCCUCUUUCCUAUUUCAUUUUUGUUGUUUUGUCCUUAACUUUUAAUCCUGCCCACCUCUGGCUCACACCUCAUUUCCUAAUUACAUCCGCCAGAGUUUCUUUAAUCUUCUGUUACUGGAGAGAGUUUCUCCCAUAUUUUUUUUCAAGAUUUUCAAGCUCUAUUGCAAAGUCAAAAAUGGCUCGUAUGAAUAGACCUGCCCCAGUGGAGAUCACUUACAAAAACAUGAGAUUCCUCAUUACCCACAAUCCCACUAAUGCCACGCUUCACAAAUUCAUCGAGGAACUGAAGAAAUAUGGGGUGACAACGGUUGUUAGAGUGUGCGAGGCCACGUAUGAUGCAAACCUGGUUGUCAAGGAGGGCAUUCAGGUUCUGGAUUGGCCCUUUGAUGAUGGAGCUCCUCCCUCCAACCAGAUUGUUGAUGAUUGGCUGAAUCUUCUUCGGGUUAAGUUCAGGGAGGAGCCAGGAUGCUGCAUUGCCGUGCAUUGUGUGGCAGGCCUUGGAAGAGCCCCAGUGCUGGUUGCCCUGGCCCUGAUUGAGUGUGGGAUGAAGUAUGAGGAUGCUGUUCAAUUCAUUCGACAAAAGCGGCGUGGAGCAUUUAACAGCAAGCAGCUUUUCUACCUGGAAAAAUAUCGUCCCAAAAUGCGUCUUCGAUUCAAGGAUUCCAACGGACAUCGCACCAACUGCUGCAUUCAGUAAAAGAUUGCGCAUCAGCUUUUCUCAAAUGUUUAAUGAGAAUUUGUAUCUAGCAUAAGAAAUAUGUUCUCUUAAUUGGUAAAUGUGAAACUAAAAUGAAGCUUCUUUCAUAGUGUCCCAUUCCCUCCUCUUCAUUUCUGUAUUUCCUGUGGAGAACCUCUGUCAGCAAGGUGAAGUGCUUGUUUGAUGAACAUGAGCUUAGUGUUUUGCGAGGAAGUCGGUUGGUGAACAUGGUCAAAUCCCGCCUCUGCCAAACUCGUAGUAUGCUUUAUUGUCUAAAUGGUUUAAAUAUUUACAUUUAUUGCAUUUCUUUUUUGUUCUUGAUGAUUUGUUUAUUUGUACAAAAUGCCUGCCUCCAAAAAGAUCUAAAAUAAAUGCCUUAUCACAGCAGAAAGACACCGUCUGGUGGAGGAGUUCUCAAUGGCAUUUGGAGAGGGUUCUUGAUGUCUUUUGCAGAAAAAAAAAUAGGAAGAGAUUCUGAAGAAAAAUCAAGGAAAAAGAAAUGUCUUUAUACAAAAAUAUCGAAGGUUGGAGUACUAGUUUUCGUUGUUUAUCCAAACUUUGUUUACCUAUUACUGCCAUGUCAAUAGUGUGAUGUUUGUGUUUUGGCUUAAAACUGGACCUCAAUGUCUGCGGUAUUUUUAUGCCUUUUUAUUUUAUGUGCGUAAAUUAAUAUUUCAAUACUUGAUUUAUGUACGGUAUUUGAAUAUGUGUACUGUUAAAUCACCUAUUUAUAUCAAUGGAUGUGUUUUAGUAUAGGGAGAGACAAGUUGCUACAAGUUCGCCAAUUUGGAAGUACAAUAAAGAUACACUGAAAGAA
Molecule: messenger RNA, 1955 nt
Organism: Danio rerio (zebrafish)
Lineage: Eukaryota; Metazoa; Chordata; Actinopteri; Cypriniformes; Danionidae
Gene: ptp4a1
Product: protein tyrosine phosphatase 4A1
Cellular component (GO): cytoplasm; endosome; plasma membrane
Molecular function (GO): protein tyrosine phosphatase activity; protein tyrosine/serine/threonine phosphatase activity; hydrolase activity
Source: RefSeq, marked validated